AUGUUUUGGUAUACUUUAAAUGUUUUUUAUUGGAUUGUAGUGAUAUCUACAGCGUUAAGUAGCUGUCACCAGCAAGAUCCAGAACCUAAUACCUUUAGAAUUAUUAGUAACUGUCCUAAAACGUUUACAUUUAGGGAAUUAAGAACAUAUAUUAGAGAGGCAUCUCACGAAGCAUUUAAAAACUUUGUAGAGAAAUUUGGCAAAAAUGAAGAGUCAGCACUGUACUGUUUCAAAUCAGUUAACAUCAACGAUAAUCCUUCUGAGAUGGAACUUAUUAUUCCUGAUUUUGAGAUUAUAGAUGAUGUACAAACCCGUAAAUUCAUUCAAUUUCUAUCAUAUGGAUACUUUUUUGAUUGUUCAGAUAUUUCAAUAUGCACAAACUUCUUAUUUUGGUUAGUGCGACACCUAAGAUUAAUAUACUUGACUCCAGAAGCUUCUAGAUCGAUUUGUAUAAAAAUUUUUUUAAAGGGGAUUAGAGACUAUGGAGAUAAUUAUUUUAAAAUCUUGAUAAGAGAAAAUGUUAUUAAGAAACAACUCAAUGACCACUACCCAACAAUAGAAGAUAUUAACCAUGCCAUUAAAACUAUAACAGAAAUUAAGGAGUUCCGAUAUUUACAAGAUCCUAUUGACUUACCUGAUAUUACAGCUAAUCUAAAUUCUAUAGAGAAUUUGAAACUAAAGCAUAGGAUAACUAUGUUACAACGUGGAACUUAUAUGCCAAGUAUAAUAUCUAAUAAUUCUAUCUCAUCGACAAGAUAUUUGAUUAGAGCGACUAGAUAUAUUUUAGAUAGAUAUAUUCCUCCAAAUAGAGCCUAUGAAAUUUGGAAACAUAGCUAUAAUGCUCUGACAGGAAAAAGAAUUCCAAAUUAUGAAACAUUUAUGAAUAAAUUAAUAUUGAAAAAAUCACCAUUUGACUCUUGGCCUCAUGAAAGAGAUGUACUGGAAUCUAUUCAUACAAUACUUAAAGAAGACGGUAUUAUAAUCAAAGAAUUAAAUAUUCAUGCGAAUUGGUACAAAAAAUUAAAAAAAGAAGGAUAUAUGUUGACGGUACCAAAGAAUGUGAAAACUGCAAGAUGGUUUUGUCGGUUUUUCCAGCACCAUCUUCACAUAUUCAUAACUCCAUCUAUGCAGGUCUCAUAUUGGAAGAAAAUUCUAGAAAAUCUUUUGGAAGAUCCCAAGGCUUUACAUUCUGAUGAUCCUUGCUUUGAAGUUGAAGAUCCAAAAUUUCCAUGGCCCACCUGUCAUCAUUUGCCUCGCAAUCAUCCAGAUUAUAUUCCAACAUCACACGACAGAGUUGUUGAUAAUUUAUCUUACCACUUUUCCAGACUUAUACAUAAUUUUGUUCCACAAUAUCCAUUUAGUGAUAUGUGUGUUGUAACUAAGCAACUUAUAAAUUUAAAUUCAUAUAUACUAUAUCCUAUCUUUUCAGAAGCCAAUUUAAAAAGUACUAGAAAGGAGCGUAAAAUCAGAAGAUUCAAUUAUUUAUACAGUAUGAGGAGAUUUAAAUCCAAUCCAAUUGACAUUCCAUUACAAGAAGUUCUAUUUUUUUUCCCCGAUAACAUCAAGUAUCAGAGACAUAUUACAAAAGAGGAUGUAAAGAAUGCAUUGAAAAAGUUUACUGAUGAAGAUAUUGAUAAAAUGUUUAGGCUAAGAACUUUUCUCUCAGAUUGUUCCAAAAUCUACAGUUCUUUACCCUCUCGUGAUCAAUGGAAGGACAAACAAAUUUAUGAAUUUCCUCCAAAAAUUAGACAGGCUAUAGGAGCAACUUGUAGAGAUUUAUUUUUAGCUAGACCGAAGUGUAGCUUAAAUGUAAUCCCUUCUUCACAUCCUGCACGUGAUCCAAGUGAUUAUCUAGCUGGUGAAUUGGCUUUGCGGAUAUUUUCAUAUAUUAGAUCAAUAGGUAUUCUUAAUGUAAUACCUGAGAUGUUCUGUAGAUCUGCCAUAAUGGUCCUGAGUCCAAUAUUAGGGAUUCCGGUUAAAACUCCAGAACAAGUUAAAAGAGAAGAAUUGAGGAGAUUAUAUAAAGAUUUGGAUAUUUCUGAGGCUCUUAACAAAUUAUCAACUUAUCGAGAAUUAGGAAAUAAUACAAAUAACAAAAAAAAUGAAAAUAAAGAGAAACUUAUCAAAAGAAAAAAACUAGAGAAUGCUCUUAAACUCAGGUGGUAUGAAAAAGGUAUAUUCUCAAGAAAUAAUCAAUUGGUUGACUUGUCUAAGCUGCCAAAUGGAUCAAGUCGAUCUAUCAAAGAGUUAGAGGAAUAUGCAAGAUUAGGGAGAAAACUUAUAGCAUAUACUUCUCUUAAGAAUUUGCCAACUAAAAAGUUUAAGAAAUGGUGCUUGGAAGGCUUAAAAAAUUUAUUCCUCGAAAUAGAUGGAAUAUGGAAUUUCAUUUUAGCACAAAAUAACGACGUCAAGAAAUCAGUUCCAUCUCAGAAUAUUAAAAUAUAUACUAAAAGAUUGUGUAAAGAACUUACGGAAUGGCAAAUAUCCAUGUCAAAAAAGUCCAGAAAUUUUCUGCAAAGGAUGUGGCUAACAAUUAAUCGUUUUCAAAGCUAUGAUUUCCAGAAGAAAACUAGUAAGAAAGUAAUAAGUGAAGAAUAUUGGAGAAAACAGUCAUUAAAUCCAGAAGUCUACAAAUUCUAUGAAUUUUUACACCAUAAUUUAAAAGAAAAAUACCCUCAUUUAAGCAUUAUGCUACCACAUAUAGAUCCAUUACCACAAGAAAUUAAAGACAUGAAUAAACUAGGAUAUAAUUGUCCUCCCCCAAUGAUGUAUGGAAGAGAUGCAUUACCUUCAGUACUUGAAUGUAUCCGGUAUUUAUAUAGAUAUGGUCUUUAUAUAUUAAAAGGUAUCAUCUUAGAUUUUGAAGAACUCUUUAUAUUGUAUAAAAAAGCUUUACUUGAAAGUGAAUAUAACAGUAAAGUUUACAUCCCACCUACUUACUUCUUAAGUUGGAAUUCCAUAUUAUACUUGAUUCAUGAAAAUGAUUUUUCGUUUUAUCAAUAUCAAACAUUAUGCUCGCUACGUCCUCCAAGCGGAAAACAUGAAAAUUGGUACACUUUCUUCGAAAUAGUUGAAGUUAUUGCAAGAAACUUUGCAAAUCAAUUGCACGGAUCCAAUAUUGUAUUACCAGGUACAACUGAUCCUUUCUUAAAUCCUCCCAGAACAGGUAUUGAUAGUAUCUGCCAAUUAGUAGAAAAAAUUUUAAGAAGAAAAGUAUAUAAGCAAGAAUAUAUAAUAGAAGAUUAUCAAGGAAAAGUGAUGAGCCAAGAAUAUAGAAGAAAAAUACAAGGACAACUUCAAGAACUAUUUAUGAUUAACAAUGCUUUGGAAAAUAAGCAAAAGUCUCAAUUUAAAGUGACUGAAGAUUUGGCUAUUUCAACUUAUACAAUUUCAUUCGUUCAGUCAUGUAUUAAUGUACUAAUGAACGAAUUUGGAGGAUUACAUUAUGUAACUGCUGCUAUUCUAUGCCGUAAAUCACCAAUAUGGAAAUCUUGUGAUGAUAUUAACACUGUAGAUAAUUAUGUUACAAAUAUACAAUUAAAUAAACCAAUUGAAGAUGAAGUUUUGCAACGCUUAUUUAAAGGGAUAUAUAUCGAUAUCAUUGCUUUUGAGCUUUUGGAAAUAGUAGUUUCAUACUUUUGGAUUGAAAGGGGACUAAAAUUAGGCAAUGAAUUACCUUUAAGCUAUCUUGAUUUCUGUGGAACUGCCUUAAAAAUUCAUAAGAAACUUAAAGAUAAACAAUUUAAAGAUUUUAAUAGUGCUUGUAUGCAUACACUCCAAGGAGAAGUUUUGUUUAGAAAAGAGAUUAAUGGAAAACUCCACAUUAUUAAUGAUAAAGUUGCAACAGAUAUAUGCUCACGAUCAUACUGGGGCCAAUCUUGUGGUCAUCCUGUUUUACAAAAGGCAGCUCAAACUAUACAACAUUACUCUCUUCAAUUGCUUGGAACUGAUUCUCCAAUAAUUUCUCUACUUCCAUUUUGUAUUAUGACAUACCAAAUGGCAUUUAGUAAAGAGCCUUUUUCAUUAUGCACUAAAUCUUUGAAAAUGGAGGGAAUUGUACAUAAUAUUGGUAAGAGAAUUAGAAUAGAUAAAAAGGAAGCUGAUGAAGCACAAAAAUCUGUCCAAAAAUUUUGGGAUAUAUCUGCAAUUAUCCCUGAAGUAAGUUAUACUCCAAUGAAUGAUCCAUAUGGGUUUUUAGGACAUAUAAUUAGAACACAUACAUUGAACAAUGUUUAUCUAGAAGAUUUAAAAUCAAUAUGCAUCAAGAGUGGUCUAGUGACGUAUAACUGUAUGGAAAAUUCAAAAUUUGCAGAGGAAAACCCCCACUUGUUGAAUGAUGAAGCUGAAACCAAGAAGUUGAAUAAUGAAGCUUUUAAAAUGUUUUCGACACAGAUCAUGGAUAUUUUACCAAGAACCAUCAAUGAGCUUCCAAUUCGCAUUGGAACUUUCAAUGAUAUAUGUAAAAUUGCAAAUUCAACAUAUAAUGUUAAUUCUAUAUCGUUUAAUGUAGCUUGCGUUAAUUCUUUAGGGUGGCAAUACAUCUGGAAUUCCCAAAGAUAUCAAUGGCAAAGAGUCCCUUGGGAAAUGGCUAUCUUGUACUGCAGUACUACUCCUCGUUGGCUAUCAUGCGAGUCAUGGGCAAAUAGACAUCAGCGAGUAUUUCAGAACCUACCUGAAUUUGAAUUUGCAAGAAAAUAUCUUAAUGGAACUCCAUUACAAAGAGCCGGAAUUGAUUUCCUUACUAUGUUUUUUGUUAAUACUAUUACUAUGUAUCUUGAAAUAGCUUAUCCAACAAAAUUAAAGGAGGAUUCUCCAGAAUAUAAGUACACUGAAAAAUUUAAUGCUGAUCCAAGCUUACUUUGUCCUGCAUCAAUUGAAUUGCUUAUGUCUUACGAAAAUUUUGAAAUAUAUAAAUUACCAUGGGAGUUAAGAUCUCUUUUAUUAGAAAAUCAAAGUACAUAUCAGAUAGUUAGAGAGAAAAAAUCUAUUGAUGGUAUCCCAUAUUUAUUUUUCAACUAUGAUUGUCCGGAAAUAUUACAGAAACGGAUUGGACACCUUUUUGAGAGUACAGAAGAACAAAUUAAGAAUAUGUUACAAAGAAUAGAAAAAUAUAAUACUGUACCUAGUAGUAAAACUAUGUUUCUGGGAGUUCCUAAAGCAUGGAAAUCGGAAUUCACAAGAUAUGAAUUUGGUGUAAGGGUAUGUAGAAGGCAUUAUGCAUGGAAACAGUGCAAAAUUCAACAAAUUAGGGGUAAUGAGUUAUUGAAUCCGCAGACAUUAAAUCUUAUUGAAAUUACUGCUUCUGCAAUGUAUUUCAAGGUAAUAACUGAAGAAAUAAUACUUCAAGGGAAUGUAAGAGAUACUCAAGGUUUUAUUAGACCCUCGGAUAUAGAGUUUAAAUCAUUCUGUAACCUUGCAGCAAUUCUAUUUGGAGAAAAAGCUAUGUUAUUAACUAAGGAUAGAACACUUGAAAUAAUAAGUGAACAUAUUCCUAGUUAUUUAAAAUUUUAUUUAACUGAAAUAUAUAUAGCUUUUUUAAGAACUUAUCAACAAUUUUCCAGAGGUAUUGCAGAUUCAGAUACUUUAAAUGAAUCAAAAACUAAAUUUAAUAGUGAAUUUUCUUUUACUUAA
Messenger RNA from Cryptosporidium muris RN66, 5631 nucleotides. RefSeq lists its product as uncharacterized. Lineage: Eukaryota; Apicomplexa; Conoidasida; Eucoccidiorida; Cryptosporidiidae. The transcript has a single exon. The coding region runs from base 1 to 5631 and encodes 1876 amino acids. The record is from RefSeq and is a predicted model, not a curated record.